GAUAUAUAGAGCUAGGGCAGGGCUUCCGUUACGAACAGUCAUCGUAGAGUGCUCUCCAAGAAAAGCAUCAUCUAACAUCGGCAUCUAAGAUCUAACAUCUCGCCACCAUCUAUUGUAUCUGUCUAUUUAGUCCGGCUUUUAGUAUUUUUAACAAAACGUACGUCGAAUUUUAUCAGUGAAAAUGAGACAUACGGGUCACCAUUUCUGUUAUAUCACCUUGGCGAUCUUGGUCGUAUCAGCCGCUGGAAGAUCAACGGACUCGAUCGCGAAGACAAACUCGAUUGACGAGCAGACGGGACGCUCCUCGGCGGCAAACGGUCUGCUGGGCGAGCUGAGGUAUGUUUAUCAGGUGUACAAAGAAUGCUCGGGAGAGGAGAUGAGCUCUUGUCUGAAACUCAAGCUGGUGACCGCGAUGGACCGCGUGUCGCGUAGCGCCCAGCUUAAUAUCGCCGAAGGAGUUACGGUUGUGCGAGACGAAAAUUCUAGAGAGAAAAUUGAAGAAGCUCCCAAGACACCUCAGGAAAUUGAGGCCUCUUUACCCAGGGCGCUAGAGGACAAGGAAGAUGCGCUUAACACUAUGAUUUUUGACAAGUUUGUUCGGUUCUUCCAAAGUCAUACUCUUAAAUUGAAACUUCCUAAUGUUGAGGAAUUGUCGAGGAGUCUUACUGAAGAAGGUCGAGGCAAAAAGAAGAAAAACAUGGGGGGACUUUUGGCAAUCCCUUUGUUAAUCGGAGGAACCCUGGUCCCUCUGGCCCUGGGAGCGCUGGCAUUAUUAGCGGGCAAGGCCUUGAUCGUCAGUAAACUUGCCCUGGUGCUCGCAUCAAUAAUCGGGCUGAAGAAACUGGUUUCCGGGCAUGAGCACGGCCACGAGGUGGUCCAAGUCGGCCAUGGAGGGAGCGGAUGGGCGCGAUCUUCUGCUCAGGAACUCGCGUACUCCGCUUACAAACCCGGUCCCUCUUCAACAUCAUCCUCCUCAUAAUAAUUAUCACUAAAACUUUCAUAACUCAUUAAAUUACCAUUUACAUUUACAAAUUAUAAAUUAUAAUUUAUCAACUCACCUCAUUAGGAACUUCCCUACAAGCCAACAAUAAAACAUCCUCUGCCCUAAAACCGUGAUUUCCAAGAAAAUUUGGAAAUCGCUGACCGCACUGUGAUUUUUUCAUUUUUUUAUCGCUCCCAUGCACAAUCGUAAUCAUCCAUCCAAAUUACCAUUUAUCACCCGCAGUAUUUUAUUUAUUUUCCAGCAUGUAUCUAUAGAAAACAAAACGAAGACUAAUAUUAAAAUUAUAAAUAAU
Cotesia glomerata is the source of this 1295-nucleotide messenger RNA. RefSeq lists its product as uncharacterized. Lineage: Eukaryota; Metazoa; Arthropoda; Insecta; Hymenoptera; Braconidae. The transcript has 3 exons. The record is from RefSeq and is a predicted model, not a curated record. Bases 182 to 979 code for a protein of 265 amino acids.